AUGCGGCCUACCGGCUCUGUAUUGUCAACGUCGCCGCACUUUAACAGCGAAGCUCUUCGCAGCUGCUCGAGCCAUCACCACAUGGCCAGCUCUGCCGUUAGCAGACACGGAUCGGCUCAGCCCGUUGCGGCAGCAUGUCCCCCUUCGCUCGCAACCUCGGAAGCCCAUCUGCGCCGCCCGCAGUCACCUGCACACCGCUCAACACCUCCUAUCGCCAUGGCUUCAGACCCACUUUUCCGCUCAUCCCAUGCCCAGACCUCUGCCACCCCUCUACGCUCUUGUUCCAGUCCUUCAGCUGCCUCGGCACCCUGGCUCUUCUUACCCUGCCUGAUUCCCACGUCUCGCCCGCAUACCAGCCACCUUUUUCCGCUCCGGGAACCGCUCGCGAGGUCUCCGACGAACUUUUCGUGA
Pseudozyma flocculosa PF-1 is the source of this 411-nucleotide messenger RNA. RefSeq lists its product as uncharacterized. The record is from RefSeq and is a predicted model, not a curated record. Bases 1 to 411 code for a protein of 136 amino acids. The transcript has a single exon. NCBI's taxonomy places the organism in Eukaryota, Fungi, Basidiomycota, Ustilaginomycetes, Ustilaginales, Ustilaginaceae.